Messenger RNA from Tigriopus californicus, 1312 nucleotides. RefSeq names its product phosphate carrier protein, mitochondrial-like. Gene Ontology annotation, molecular function: phosphate transmembrane transporter activity. Gene Ontology annotation, biological process: mitochondrial phosphate ion transmembrane transport. Gene Ontology annotation, cellular component: mitochondrial inner membrane. The record is from RefSeq and is a predicted model, not a curated record. The transcript has 3 exons. Bases 202 to 1278 code for a protein of 358 amino acids. Lineage: Eukaryota; Metazoa; Arthropoda; Copepoda; Harpacticoida; Harpacticidae.
GUAGCGUAUGUACUUUUCUUAAGUGUCGUUCCCUCUGCGCCUGAGUCCCUCCUUACUUUCCUGACUGGUCGGAUUCAUCUGACUUGUCUCAUUUCUCUCGCUCCCUGGAAGGAAACCACCCGCAUCCAUCCAUCCAUCCUUCCAUCCUUCCUUCAUCUCGUUGGCGCGGUUUCCGAUUGAUUGAUUGAUUGCUUGUCCAACAUGACCAUCUCCAACGUCAACAAAUCCGUCAACCUCUUUCCCGGCCCCAUGGUGCCCGCCCACGGCGGCGAGCCGGCCCCGGCCCCCGGCCUGACUUCCAGUGGGCGGAGUUUCCUGGCCGCGGCUGAAGCCGAGCCCAAAUACUCUUGCGAGUUCGGGAGCUCCAAAUAUUUUGCUCUGUGCGGUUUGGGCGGUAUCCUGUCCUGCGGCAUCACGCACACGGCCGUCACACCGCUGGAUUUAGUCAAGUGUCGAUUGCAGGUCAACAAGGAGAAGUACCAAAACUUGGGCAAGGGCUUCAAGCUCACGUAUGCCGAAGGGGGUGCGGGUGGUCUAUUCUUGGGCUGGGCCCCCACUGCUCUGGGUUACUCGGCCCAGGGACUGUGCAAGUUCGGCUUCUACGAAGUCUUCAAGAACUUGUACUCCAACAUGAUCGGGGAGGAGAACACCUACCUUUACCGCACCUCGCUCUACUUGGCCGCCUCGGCCUCGGCCGAGUUCUUCGCCGACAUUGCCCUCUCCCCCAUGGAGAGUGUGAAGGUGCGUAUUCAGACCAGCCAGGUGGGCACCUUCCCCACCACAUUGCGCGAAGCCGCCCCCAAAAUCAUGAAGGAGGAAGGCCUAAACGGCUUCUACAAGUCGCUAGCCCCGCUCUGGGGUCGCCAGAUUCCCUACACCAUGAUGAAGUUUGCCUGCUUCGAGCGCACCGUCGAGGCCCUCUACGAGCACGUGGUGCCCAAGCCCCGCGCCGAAUGCUCCAAGUCUGAGCAGUUGGUGGUCACCUUCGCCGCCGGUUACAUUGCCGGUGUGUUCUGCGCUAUUGUGUCCCAUCCGGCAGACACCAUCGUGUCCUACAUGAACAAGGCUCAAGGGUCGUCCAUGGGUGACGCGGCUCGCGCUUUGGGCUUCAGCGGGAUGUGGGGUGGCCUGGGGCCUAGGAUUAUCAUGAUCGGUACCCUCACCGCCCUCCAAUGGUUUAUCUACGAUGGUGUGAAAGUGGCUUUGGCCUUGCCCCGUCCCCCGCCCCCUCAGAUGCCCGAGUCCUUGAGGCUCAAGCUCGAAGCGGCCCAAAAAUAAUUUCGACCCAUUGGGCGGCGAGUGGGGAGUUGGG